Molecule: messenger RNA, 3237 nt
Organism: Rubroshorea leprosula
Lineage: Eukaryota; Viridiplantae; Streptophyta; Magnoliopsida; Malvales; Dipterocarpaceae
Source: the annotation of a GenBank genome assembly
CUUCUUCCUCUGCUCUCUGCUCCCCAUUUGCUACCUCUUCAUUCUGCUUAUGCUGCAACUCUGCAACCCAAAAGGGGAUUCCCAGUUUCUGGUUUGUUGCUUCUUUCUUCUACUACUUGUUAAUCCAAGGCAUCAUUGUGUUCCUAUGACAGCUCUCCCUUUGUUGAACAUUGAAAUGUAGAGUCUUUUUCUUCAGAUUUCUUUUGGGGUGUUUUGUUUUUAUUCACAAUAUGGAUUCAUGUGUUUGAAUGUGCAUGAAUUAUGCAAUUCAUUACCUGCAUUGGUUCAUUGCAUAUUCCAUAUCAUGCUUCUUCUAGAUUCCAACAAACCCCUUUAGAAUCUGGAUGGAUUCUUCCCUCAUAUUGUUAGUGUUUGGAACUGGGAUGAAGUUGAUUCUUUCAUUCUACCUUACUCUCAUGUGUAUUCUUCUCAUUCAUUCUAGCUAUUAGCCAUGCAGUUUCGUCUAGUAACUCCAAGUUGAUAACUUGUUUGUUGGAUUUGAUCUACAUCAUUUAGAUUUGGGGGUUGGGGCUACUGUUGAAGGAAUGCAGAGAAUCUGUUUGACAAUAUUCUUGUUAGCAGUUCUUGCUUUCGGACAAUCUGAUUUUGAGGCACUUUUGGAACUCAAGAAAGGAAUUAAUCAAGAUCCAGGAAAAGUUCUUGCUUCGUGGAAUUCUAAGUCCUUGAAAUCUGAUGGUUGUCCUCAGAAUUGGUUUGGGGUAACCUGUACAGAUGGGCAUGUGACGGCAAUCUCUCUGAAUGAUGUGGGUCUGGUUGGAAACUUUAGUUUCCCUGUUAUUGUUGGCCUUCAGAACCUUAGGAACAUAUCCAUUUCAAACAACCAGUUGGCAGGAACUAUUUCAAAUAUUGGUUCCAUUCAGUCCCUUGAGUUUUUGGAUCUUUCAGGCAAUGUCUUUUAUGGGUUGGUACCAUCUGGGAUAGCCAAACUGAAGAAUUUAGUACUUCUGAAUCUUUCUUCAAACAAUUUUGAGGGUGCAAUUCCCACUGGUUUUGAUAGUCUUGAUGGAUUGAAGUAUUUAGAUUUGCGGGCUAAUGGCUUUUCUGGUGAUAUCAUGAACUUUCUGUCUCAUUUGGGUGGUGUGGGGCAUGUUGACCUUAGCAGCAAUCAGUUCUCCGGUUCACUGGACUUGGAACUUGGAAGCUCCAGUUUUAUUUCCUCAAUUCAAUAUUUGAAUAUAAGCUACAAUUCAUUGGUUGGUGAGCUCUUUGCUCACGCUGAAAUGCCAUUUUUUGACAGUUUAGAGGUGUUUGAUGCAAGUAAUAACAAGUUAGAAGGCACUAUACCUUCCUUCAAUUUUGUUGUCUCUUUGAGGACUCUUAGACUUGGAAGCAACCAACUGUCAGGUUCACUCCCAGAAGCUCUGUUGCAAGAAAGCUCAAUGGUCCUGUCUGAACUGGAUCUCAGCCUUAAUCAACUAGAAGGACCAGUGGGAAGCAUAACCUCUGCAACUCUAAUGAAGCUUAAUUUAUCUUCCAACAAGCUCUCAGGUUCCUUGCCUAUGGUGGUAGGGCACUGUGCAAUCAUAGACCUUAGUAACAAUAUGCUCUCGGGGAACUUAUCCAGAAUACAGAGUUGGGGAAAUUAUGUGGAAGUUAUUCAGUUGAGUUCAAAUUCACUCACUGGAACCUUGCCAAAUCAAACUUCUCAGUUUUUGAGGCUGACUACAUUGAAAGUGUCCAAUAACUCAUUGGAGGGUGUUCUCCCAGCUGUUUUAGGUACAUAUCCGGAGCUAAAAGCGAUUGAUCUUAGCCUCAACCAUCUUACAGGAUUCCUCCUUCCAAGCUUCUUCAUGUCAACAAAAUUGACAGAUCUCAACCUCUCAGGUAACAACUUCACGGGGCCAAUUCCUCUUCAGGACAUACCUUCUGAAGGUUCUACCCAGAAUUUUAGCUUGGUAACCCUUGAUCUGUCUUAUAACUCCCUAAGUGGCCAUUUGCCCCGGGGAAUUGGUAGGUUCCGUAAUUUGGUGUCUCUUAACCUAUCAAACAACAAGUUAGAAGGCAGCAUCCCUGAUAACCUUUCAGUUGAACUGAAAGGGUUCAAUGUGUCAUAUAAUAAUUUAUCUGCAUUCACAGCAGAAGAACUUUCACGUGCUCCUGCUGAAGUGAUUGGAAGGAGCUGCCAUGGGAUAUUGUACAAAGCUACACUUGACUCUGGUCAUGUAUUGGCUCUCAAGUGGUUGAAGGAAGGCAUAGCGAAAGGUAAAAAGGAAUUUGCAAGGGAAGUAAAGAAACUUGGGUACAUCAAACAUCCGAAUUUAGUUCCUCUUCUUGGCUACUACUGUGGCUCGCGGGACCAUGAGAAGCUGGUCAUAUCAAAUUUCAUCAAUGCAGAAUGUUUGACCCUCUAUCUUCAAGAGACGGAGCCAAGAAAAUUGCCACCUUUAUCUCUAGAUGAACGGCUCAAAAUUGCUAUGGAUGUUGCUCGGUGUUUGAACUACCUGCAUAAUGAGAGAGCAAUACCUCAUGGCAAUCUUAAGUCCACGAACAUUUUGUUAGACACUCCUGAUAUGGCUGCAGUCCUCAGUGAUUACAGUCUCCACAGGGUAUUGACACCAGCAGGCACAGCUGAGCAGGUUCUAAAUGCAGGUGCUCUUGGCUAUAGACCUCCUGAGUUUGCCAGCUCAAGCAAACCAUGCCCUUCAUUGAAAAGUGAUGUGUAUGCCUAUGGAGUAAUCUUGUUGGAACUCCUGACUGGAAAAAGUCCAGGUGAGAUAGUUCCUCUGCAACUUGGUGUGGUUGAACUGACUGAAUGGGUGAGGUUAUUAGCAGCAGAAAACCGUUCUGGCGAAUGCUUUGACAAGGUGAUCCUAACUAGGCAGAAUGAAAAGCAGGCACGGAAAACCCUUGAUGCAAUGCUGCAGGUGGCUCUGAGAUGCAUCCUACCAGCACCUGAGAGACCUGACAUGAAAUCAGUUUUUGAAGAUCUCUCAUCCAUAGUACUACAGAAGGUAGAAGGUGAUGAAAAGCUCUAACUCCACUCUCCUGUUUCAUACUAACCCCAUUGUUUGGUUGUUUCCUUUCAGUUUCAAACUGUUCCUCUAGUAUUAGUUGUAGUGAAUAAGAAGGAUUCUUGAAAAAUGUAAAAGAAAUAAAGUAAUUGGUGUAGAUUUUUGGGGUUAAUCAUUCUUUUUUUUAACCCUUUUAUCUAGAUAUGCAAAUUUUGUUUUAGAUUGUACUAACUGAAUCAUUUAUGAGUAAAACUUGUUCUUGCAU